AAAAAAAAACCAUAUAUUUCUCCUUUUUCCAUUUUUAAGAGGAAGAAGAAGGAGAAGGCUAGGGAUUUUGAUUCACAAGCUCUCUUUUGCAUCAUUAAUAUUCAUUCCCACCUUCUUCUUCAAUGGCGCAAGUGAAACUGCUCUGUCUAUUUGCUCUGUUUUUAACUAUUACACAGCUCUUCAUAGCAGGUGUAAAUUCAGCUGCAACAUUUACAAUGGUGAAUAAAUGCCAGCAAACAAUUUGGCCUGGAUUAUUAUCUAACGCCGGAAUUGCUCCACUUUCCACCACUGGUUUUGUUCUACAACAAGGUGAAUCGAAAACAAUCAGUGUGCCCACUUCAUGGGGCGGCAGAUUCUGGGCUCGUACACAUUGUACCGAAGAUCCCACCGGAAAAUUCACCUGCGCCACCGGCGAUUGCGGCUCCGGUAAGCUCGAAUGCGCCGGCGGCAACGCUGCACCGCCGGCAACUCUAGCUGAAUUCACACUCGACGGAUCCAACGGGAUGGAUUUCUUCGACGUCAGUUUAGUCGAUGGGUACAACUUACCAAUGCUUGUGGUACCACAAGGUGGUUCUGGUAACAAUUGUACAAGUACCGGAUGUUUGGUGGAUUUGAACGGCGCGUGUCCGUCGGAGCUGAAAGUGAUGAGCGUGGGAGGCGAAAACGUCGCGUGUAAGAGCGCGUGUGAAGCUUUUCGAAAAGAUGAGUAUUGUUGCGCCGGAGCGUUUAAUAAUCCGACGACUUGUAAACCAUCAUCGUAUUCAACGUUGUUUAAAAAAGCUUGUCCGAGUGCUUACAGCUAUGCUUACGAUGAUAAAACGAGUACCUUCACUUGUGCUGGCGCUAAUAAUUAUCUUAUCACAUUUUGUCCUUCACCUAAUACCAGUCAAAAGUCAUCAUCAUCAUCAAGUGGACAAAAUCAAAAACCAGAAGAUAGUAACAAUCAAAACGACAACGACAAUAACAACGAGCCAUCAACGAUCAACAACUCUAUGGUAUAUGAUGGUGCAUGGGAUAUCAGUAGUGCAUCUCCAACCACCACGUGCAUGCACGUGUUCAAUUCACCGGCCAUAGCCGGUGCCGUCGCCUUCUUAACAGCCACUUUCCAGUUGCAUCGUCAGCUCUACUAAUUUUUUAUUUUCGACUUUUUGUUGACACUCAAAAAAAAAAUUAGGCGAAAAGGCCGGCCUGACCCGGCCCAUGUUAUUUUGUCGGAAUUUGGGGUGUUGUAUCACGUGUGGACCAUUAAAUUGGGCCUUGUGACCCACAUGUGUGGCCCAUGUGACGGGGAAAUGAGUCAGCUUACGUGUCAAUUUAAUUGACGUACACCUAAUUACCUUUUAAUUGGUGAAAAAAAGGUCUCUAUAGCCACAAAAUUUAGAUUUUUGAGGUUAUUUAAUUUUUUAUUUUUUAUUUGACUUUUUUUAGUUUUAUAUUUUAAAUUUGAAUUAAUAUUGGGAUUAGGUUUAGGAGAGGGAGAUUCAUUUGGUAGGUAGGUUUUAGCUAGAAAAAUUAUGUAUAAUAUGCUUUUAUGUUUGUAACCAUUCCAAGUUGGUGGAAAUUAUAUAAACUUAAAAAAACGGAUUGGUGAUUUAUUUCUUA
This is a messenger RNA of Solanum pennellii, 1602 nucleotides long. RefSeq names its product thaumatin-like protein 1b. Bases 123 to 1130 code for a protein of 335 amino acids. Gene Ontology annotation, cellular component: extracellular region. Gene Ontology annotation, biological process: defense response. NCBI's taxonomy places the organism in Eukaryota, Viridiplantae, Streptophyta, Magnoliopsida, Solanales, Solanaceae. The record is from RefSeq and is a predicted model, not a curated record. The transcript has 3 exons.